Messenger RNA from Amphiprion ocellaris (clown anemonefish), 2514 nucleotides. It is a transcript of the gene mfrp, whose product is annotated as membrane frizzled-related protein. Bases 416 to 2206 code for a protein of 596 amino acids. Gene Ontology annotation, molecular function: protein binding. The record is from RefSeq and is a predicted model, not a curated record. The transcript is spliced from 13 exons. Lineage: Eukaryota; Metazoa; Chordata; Actinopteri; Pomacentridae.
UUCUGAAACUCUUUUGUGACCAGUCACACACAUCCAAAAAAGUAGAGAAAUACAGGUCGAUACUCUUCGUGCCGAAAGGAGGAAGAAAGGCCGAAAACAUGGAUAUCUGGAUAACCGGAAUCUGACAUUUAUUACUUUUAAUAUUUAUUUUUGAUCUGGAUUAUGUUGAUGGAUUUCCAACAAAGAUCUUUGAUGUGUUGGAGGACUGAGGUCUGCAGACUUUCACAGCUACAGUGGAGACUUACAGUUGGAAAAACUGAACAAUGAUAAGAAAAGUCAAGAAAAUAUCUUUAAAAUUCCCUCACAGAAAAGCAGCUCUCUUCCUAAUAUCAUCCCAGAUGUUUUCAUCACUACAUUGGGCCCUUUGAGAAGAGGAGCGCAGACCAGAGUCCCUGUUCUUGUUCUGGGACGAAAGAUGUCUGACCUCAGCCAAGUUGCUGUGUACUCAGACGUUUCAGAUAUUUAUAAGAAUGUAUUCUGCAACCCCGCCUUCGAGCUGGAGGGGGAGCGAGAGGAGAGGGUGGAGGGAUUCAGGACAACCUCUUCCACACCUGAACCAAUCAAACCACCUGCAACUAGCCUAGGUGGGGGUCUGUUUGGGGUGUGUGUGAUGCGUCUACGGGGCCCGGGUGGUGGCUGGGGGCUUGUGGUGGUCUCUGCUGCUGCCCUGCUCCUGUUAACGGCCCUCGGACUGGCGCUGGCCCUCAUUCUGACACAGAUAAAAGGUCAGGCAGUGGAGGAUCAGCUGCUGUCCACUGGCACUCCAGACCUGCAGAGUGCAGGUAAUGGAGCAUCCCAGACUUUACCUACAGUCGCUGCCAACAGAAGUCAAGGAGACAGUACAUCUGCACCACGGCCUGCCAGGAUCCCUCCGUCUGAAACAAGUUGUGGAGGCGUUCUGAGCGACUCUGAAGGCAGCUUCAGUUCUCCAAACCACCCGGGUUCCUACCCCUCUAACUCAUUGUGUGUGUGGGUGAUCCGGGUCCCACCUCCCUCCAUGGUCCAGAUCCAUGUGUCCUCUUUGAACGUUGAGGGACCAUCUCCUUGUCUGUUCGACUGGCUGGAAGUGCAGGAGCAGAUCGAGCGAAAUUCUGUGGUCACCAGGUUCUGUGGUAACGUAGCACCACCAACAGUCAACACAAACAGCAGCACAGUGUGGGUCACCUUCCACUCCGAUGGAAGCAUCGCAGGCAACGGCUUCACUGCACAGUACAAGGCCGUUCUGCCUGGACACAGGAGCUGCUCCAGGGAAGAGUUCAUGUGUGACAGUGGUCGCUGUCUGUUGCCUGUGUCAGUGUGUGACGGUCAUCCAAACUGCCACGACCAAACAGAUGAGGCCAACUGCAGCCACAAACACAAGGAAUGUGGUGGGCAGAAGGUCGGGCCGAACGGUUACCUGGAAAGUCCAAACCACCCUAGACCUUAUCCUCACCAGCAGUUGUGCAUAUGGUAUAUAUCCGUUGAUGAAGGUCACGUCGUCACACUGAGCUUCAGAAACUUCAGUCUGGAGACUCAGGAUGUGUGUGAGUUUGACUAUGUGGAGGUGCACGACAGCGUCAGCACUGGAGCCGGAAGAGUCCUGGGCCGGUUUUGUGGUACCACCUUCCCACCAGACCUGACCUCCUCUGGCCCCCACAUGACUGUGGUGUUUGUGGCUGAUGAGGGAGUGGCCGACAGCGGCUUCAACGCCACAUACCAGGCUGUGUCUGUACUGGGCAGAACGUGUGGUCCCAGCCAGUUUGCCUGCAGUACUGGAGAGUGUCUACAGCAACAGUGGUUAUGUGAUGGAUGGAACGACUGCCCCGACGGAGCAGACGAACAGGGAUGUGGCAACUCUACCUACCCUCCUUUCACUUCAUCAUGCGAGUUCAUAGAGGUAGAGAUGUGUCAGGGCCUCAGCUACAACCUCACUUCAUUCCCCAACAUCUGGCUCUCCAUCGCCGACCAGAGAGAAGCUGCCACACUCCUGCGACAGUAUCGGGUUCUGAUGGAGCUGGCGUGCUUUGAGCCCCUGCAGAGGCUGGUGUGUGGGAUGUUUCUCCCCCAGUGCAGCCCUCAGGGAGGCGUCCUCCAGCCCUGCCGCUCAGUCUGCUCCUCAGCUGAACAGCAAUGCAGCCAAGCCCUGGACCUGUUCUCCUUCAGCUGGCCCUUCAACUGUCACCUUCUACCUGACUCACAGGACCCCAUGGAGUGUUCACUGCCUUGAAGCAUCGAGCAACAAUGAGUUAAAGUUAACACUGCAAUAGUGCAAUACAUGAUCUUAUCUGGUCUGGUCCUAAACUUUAUUUUGCAACAAGGACAUACCAGAUGUCAGCUUGGACUUUCGAGCACUGCGUUGCAUUUUCCAAACCUGGAGACCAGAUUAAAGCCAGCAUCUGUGCAGCAUCCAACAAGAACAGUGUGCAACGACUGUGCUCAAUGUUGUGGACCUGAAGCGACGUCUAAGACACAGUUUUAAAGUAGAUGUUAAGGAGAUGAAAAGCUUUUGAAUCGUCAUGUAAAUCAGCCUCCAAC